GGAACGCAGUCGUAACUUUAGGUUUCAAUGAAGCAGUCGUUGUAGAGGGGCCAGUAAAGUAUAAGUUGUGGUCGACAUUAAGCUGUUCUAACUGCUAUUUGAGUUAGAGAGUAUACGAGCAGUGCGAGGGAAGACUGUUAGCGCGAUUUCUCGGUCCCCGUGGUGACAUCUCAUCACUCACGUCCUUCCAUGACAACCUCACUUUGAUUGACAGCUUGAAUGGCAAAAAGCCACGAGACACGACAGUUUUGUUACAGGGCUGUUGUUGAUGGGCCGACAUAGGUUUCCUUCUGUUAGCUGACACAUUUCUGUAAGCUUAGAAAGUCCCCGGCCUGUUCAAAUUGUACUGGCGGAGGUGAAUAGACGAGUGGAGUGGGGUUUUUUUUGUAGUCGAGGCGCGAAUCACUGACGAUUUAAGCAGUCAUUAACAGGAUCGGCCAAGUCAGAUGAUGGCUCAGAGGUUCGACGAUGGUCUACCGCAUUAUGGUCCCGGCAUGGACGAUAACAUGUACAACCCACACGCACCAAGGUCCUCGGCACACUACUCACAUACACAGCCCGCACUACCACCGCACUUGAACCACGGGGCGAGCGUCGGCCAUCCAACGGCCUAUCAUCACCACAGCCACACGAAUCUCAUGCCUAGCGUAGUAACGCCGAACACAGUUACAGACAUCCACAAACGAGAUAAAGACUCGAUAUACGGGCAUCCGCUGUUUCCUUUACUUGCACUGGUCUUUGAAAAAUGUGAACUGGCUACAUGUACGCCUCGGGAACCAGGGGUUGCUGGAGGGGACGUGUGUUCAUCGGAGUCUUUUAAUGAAGAUAUUUCGGUCUUCGCCAAACAGGUGCAGGCGAGAGGCGACAAACAAUUUUUCUCGUCAAAUCAAGAACUGGAUAGUUUGAUGAUAUUAGCAAUACAGGUCCUACGUUUCCACCUCCUAGAACUCGAAAAGGUACACGAGCUGUGCGAUAAUUUCUGCCAUCGUUACAUCAAUUGCUUGAAAGGGAAAAUGCCAAUUGAUCUGGUUAUCGAAGACCGGGAAAACAUCGGCAGCAGGUCACCUAAUCCACUCCGACCAUCCGAAAAUCAUAAGGACCCAAUGCAUUCAUCGGAGCAGCAGCAUUCGCAGUCGUACGACCACCCGGAUGAUGCGCAGUCAACAAGGUCAGACACCCCCAUCCCGCCAAUAUCGCAACCGUUGAUUCAUACACCUCCUGACAACAACAGUGAAACAGAUGGUGGGGUGGAUAACAGUAUCGGAUCAGGGGACGGUACAGGCGAAGAAGACAACGACGAAAGUAGUAAAAGACAGAAGAAACGAGGGAUAUUUCCAAAAGCAGCUACCAAUAUUAUGAGGGCGUGGCUCUUCCAGCAUCUUACGCACCCCUACCCUUCAGAAGAACAGAAAAAACAAUUAGCCCAAGAUACUGGUCUAACUAUUCUGCAAGUCAAUAACUGGUUUAUAAAUGCUAGGCGGCGUAUUGUGCAGCCCAUGAUCGACCAAUCAAAUCGAGCAGGCAAGUCACCUGUAGUAACUGUUUUCAAGUCACGGAGGCGUAAGUCAUCAUCUAGUCAGUCACCUGGGGGUCCCUCACCUGUGGGUGCAGCGGGUGCGCCGACGUACAGUCCCGAAAGUCAAGGUUUAGGUGGUUACAUGAUGGAUACACCGCAGCCUAUGCAUCUUCGCCAACCUGGAACGCAGGGCAUGCCGACAGAUAUGAUGUCACAGUCAAUGUCAAUGUCAAUGCCGAUGUCAGGAGGGGGAGCACCCACUUAUUCCCACUCUCAGAUGUCCCACCACCAGCUUCAUCCGCAGGUGCAUUCGCAAGCCAUGUUAAUACCCGGUCACCCCCACGCCAUGAUGAUGGCGCAUCCAACCCACCACCCUCACGGAAUGUCCGGUCUUCAAUCAGCUCAGAGUCCGCCUUCAUUAAUGAACCCAGGGGAUAUGAACUCACAACAACCCGUCAUGGAUAUACACACUAAUUAACACAGGACGGCUUUAUUACAAUUCAAUGAUUAUCACCGUGCCAAUGCUUUCAGUGUUUUUUUUUUUAUUUAAUCAAGAUUUUAUGCAGAUCAGCCUCACUUAAUUUGAAUAUGCGCCGUUUCAGACAAAAAUUUACAUCUGUAACCGGUAGUGUCAGGCUUUCACUCACAUUUAAACUCUUUCCCCCCCCCUCCCUAUAAAGUGGAUCAAACCACCCAACCUAUAAAGCAAGUGAAAGUUCUGAGACUGUACCAAAAUUACAAGGAAUACAGGGUGGGAGGCUCGAGCUGCAGAAGCCAACAAAAUAAAAAUAAAAAACAAACUGAAAACAUUGGCUCGGUAUAAUCCAUGUACAUAUACUUUGUGCUGCAUUCUGUAGGUAGCUUCAAGCAUACAGUGAACAAAUCAACAAGACAAUGACGCAACAGUGCAAAGUUUGAUUGCAAGGUUACGCUUUCCCAUUCAUUCGGGAAAUCAAACAGGUUUAGAGCCAAAGAUCGCCGCAUUUUAUUGAAAUGUACAAUAAACUUUAUUCUGAGUGUCUUGGAUGCUCUCUUGUGUGUAUUAACAAACAAACAAACACCCACCUACUUGUGUUAUUGUAUAGCUGUACAGUUUGUUGAUUGGAGUAUAGACCCUGUGAGGGGAAACAAACUUUCGAAAUAAGGGUAUUUUUGUCCAGUUCUUUGAUAUAAAAGGAAUGGAUCCAACAAUUAAUAAUACAUUGCUAGGGUAUUUUUUUGGAAAACCAUUUCAUGUGCUUCAAAUGUUUAUUUUUGCUGUAAAAUUAGUAACACACAAUCCUUCUGAUGUUCAUUCUGAAUGACAAGGAAAUAGUUUUGUCAUUGUAUUUCUGCUUUGCAAAAAUGGAUUCUGAUUGACUGAAAAAGCUGCGUUUAUCCAUCCCACCUGUGUAAUGUACAUUCAAGAAGCAUUCCCCCUCCAAUGAAAAGACAAGAGUUGUUCAAUCAAUUUUUCUGACGAGUACAUGUACAAAUGUUUUUGUUUCGAAGCCCUGAUAAUUAUAAAGUACUUUGAAUAAAGUAUUUUAAAAGUAAUAUAAAGUACUUUCAAUAUGCCAAAAAUCCAUGGCAGGGUAAUUUUAACUGAAAAAAGGCCAGUUUUUGUCUUUCUGAUGGGGCGGGGGUUUAACUAAAUUAACAAAUUGAUCAUUUUUUAUGUAAAUUGUUUAGUAGUAGAUAUUCUGUGUCAUAUUAGAUUAUUCAGUGUCCUGUAUUUUUGUGCAUUUUUUGUAUUGACAAAAAGUACAAGUCUCUUUUUGUUUAUCUAUGUUUUUGUUUGUUUACAUCUCUUUAGUAACUGAGCAACAGUCUAUGCAGGAAUAAAAACAACUGCUAGGUAUAUUUUUCUUUGCUCCACUAAUGGAAACCUGGCAUGGAAUGGUGUGUAUCACAUCUGAAGACCGAAUUCAAAUUCAUCUAAAAACAAAGAUAAAUUUGUCUUGCUUAAUUCAUUCAAAUGAUUGACCCUUGAACAAUAGUACCUAAACUUUUAUCUAUUCUUGGGAUGAAUAUCUGCAGUUUGCAUCUUAAUUUUGAAUAGUUCAAGGUUUAAAGUUCACAGGGUCAAAAGUAAACUAGUUCCCAAAUUUGUCAGGUCAUUAGAUUUGUAAAAUUAAUUUUUGAAAUCGUUUUUUUUUUCCUUUAAAUGAGCAGCCAGUUGACAUUUCUUGAAAUCCUUAAUUUUCAAGACUGAUCAGUAAAUUUCUUCUCACAAUUUAUCAGAUAAAAUUUUAAACUUUGAAUUCACAGACUCAUAAUUUUGAUUACAUGUAAAAUAAACGUAAAAUGAGUCGAAAAGUGCAAUCUGUCACCACUAACUCGUACUUUUCAAAACUGCCAAAAUCUUUCUUUAAAAAAAUCAAUAGUGUCAACUCUACUAAUGUUUAGUAAGUAAACUAUAAUCAUCAGUACUUUUGGUCUGAUCUGUUAAAUUUGCAGGUGAUAUAACCAUAGCGACAAGAGACAAAGCAAGAUAAUUGUUAACUGGCUGUUCAAAUGUUUAUUGCUCAGUUACAUCUUAUUUUGCAGAUGUAGAUUACUUGACAAACAUUUUGUGUUGUAUAGAUCUAUAAACUAUAUGUACUUAAAACAGUCCGCAAUACCCCCCCCCCCCUUUCCAGGUCUUUUUUUCUACCUGCCCUGUUUUCUCAUAUUUGCCAUAUUUCACUGUAACUGGAAGAACAAACUUUUUUUUCCAAAAAUAAACUCUGUUUUACCUCAAUGCUGAAGAGCAUAUUUUAGUCAACUUUUUAUUAGGGUAGUAAAAAUGUGAACUGCAUUUUGACAUUCUGAUGAUGCGUGGAGACAGUUCUAUGACUUGAGGAAUGAAAUACAAACAAACAAAAUAAUUUUGUGUAACAAACUGUAAGAGGCUGCCAAUGUAGCUUACUAGUGAGUCAUUUUUAGACCACCUCUGGUCACCACGACAACCAAUCAAACACUAACAAGAGAUGAAACUGUUCCUUUUUAAAGCUUUUAUUAUAAUUUUAAAUCUAAGAUUUUAUAUACACUUCUUGAAAAGGAGAUACGGAGAUAUAUAUACACACUAAUUAUUUGUAUUGUAUUUUAUUGAAAUUAUCCUAUUUUCUUUCCGUUUUAUUUCCUGACAAUCUCCACUGCGGCAACUGUUUCUGCUACCACCCCCUCUUCUCUCUCUCUCCCCAUGCUUUUUCAGCACAUUUCAAAUUUGACUUCAUUUUUUAGAAGUCCUCGGUAGGAGAACUGCACAAAGUCGCAAUAUAGGUACAUUUUUAUUUUAGUUUUAUUUGUCGUCCCCCAGCAAUUAUAUUGUCCACCGAUCUUUUUUUUUUGUUGCAACUAUUUUGCAUUUUGUUGUUUGUAAAAUGCAGGAAUUUGUAAAUGAGAACAAAAAUCUAUUCUAAUUAAAAAUUAUUUGAUUUUUGCCGCAAAAAAUAUA
Molecule: messenger RNA, 4934 nt
Organism: Saccoglossus kowalevskii
Lineage: Eukaryota; Metazoa; Hemichordata; Enteropneusta; Harrimaniidae
Product: Meis homeobox 1
Biological process (GO): regulation of DNA-templated transcription
Molecular function (GO): DNA binding
Source: RefSeq, a predicted model, not a curated record